Molecule: messenger RNA, 735 nt
Organism: Blastomyces dermatitidis ER-3
Lineage: Eukaryota; Fungi; Ascomycota; Eurotiomycetes; Onygenales; Ajellomycetaceae
Product: macrophage binding protein
Exons: 1
Coding region: 1-735 (244 amino acids)
Molecular function (GO): glyoxalase III activity
Source: RefSeq, a predicted model, not a curated record
AUGCAUGAUCUCCCACGAAAGGCUUUGAUUGCUGUCAGCAGCGCCCAUCCUCCAUUCUACCUGGAUGGGAAAAAAACUGGACUCUCAUUCCCCGAGGCUUUGCACGCGUUCAACGAACUAGUGGAAGCGGGCUUCGAUAUCGAUAUUGCGUCAGAGACAGGCACGUUUGCCUACGAUGACCAUUCACUAAAUUCGCACAAUUUAUCCCAUGAAGAUCAGCGGAUCCUUCAAAGUUUCGAUUACCCCUUUCAUCACAAGAUGAAAAACCAGGUAUUCAGAGCUGGUGAUUUAUCCGCACACGAAUAUGGACUUUUCUUCGCAGCUGGGGGUCACGGCGUAAUGUAUGACUUCCCGCAUGCUCGCCAUUUGCAGGCCAUCGCGGAAGAUAUUUACGAUCGCGGCGGCGUGCUUGGUGCGGUAGACCAAGCGCCGGUUAUUCUCGCAGGCAUAAGCACUCGGGAUGGCGAACCGAUCCUUAAGGGUAAGGAGAUUACGGGCUUUCCAACGAAGGGCGAGGUUGAGUUGAAAGUCAUAGACAAAAUCAGAGACGACAAUCUCAAAACCGUAGAGGAGAUGGCUCAAGCUGUCAAUGCUCAUUACUUACCGCCGGCGCACAACUUCGAUGACUUUAGCCAUAUUGAUUCGAGGAUUGUUACUGGAGCGAAUGCCACGAGCGCCACAAGCGCUGUGAGGAAUGCUAUUAAAGUGUUUGAGGGGGCUGUGGGUGAGUUUUAA